Molecule: messenger RNA, 2153 nt
Organism: Durio zibethinus
Lineage: Eukaryota; Viridiplantae; Streptophyta; Magnoliopsida; Malvales; Malvaceae
Source: RefSeq, a predicted model, not a curated record
UUUUUCAUCUUUAAAGCUGAACUUGCACACCCUUUAAAAAGAGACCUUUCUCUUUUGCGUUACACUCACAUCCACAUUAACAUUUUCACAUUGUGAGUCACUCUCUAGCGAAGCUUAUUUGUGUGCAUAUGCAAUGGCAGAAGAACCUCAGUACUCCCCCAUGGAAGGGGUUCCGGGUACACCCGGUAUCCGGGAGGUGAGGCCCGAGUCCGGCUCUGAGAAUUUCGGGUUUUGCACAGAGAAAUGUCAUGUGUCCCCGUCGUGUGGGUAUCCAAACCCGGGAAUAAGGAGGGUGAGCUUGAGGGCUGAGAUUGACACUUCUCCGCCUUUCGGAUCGGUUAAGGAGGCUGUGACCCGGUUUGGUGGCAGCGGACCUUGGAUACCAUCGUACAAGUUUGGAGAGCCAUAUCAUGGAAUUGAAGAGUUUGACAUAAAGAAAGUGGAGGAACAAGCAGCAGAGUUGGAGAAGGAUCUGAUUGUGAAAGAAUUGGAGACCCUGGAUGUGCUUGAAGAACUAGGAACUACAAAAAGGAUUGUAGAAGAAUUAAAGAGACAGCUCCAAAAUGAAGCUUUGAAAUGCAUGACCAGUACUCCAGACUUGAAUUCAGAUGAACACAUGCCUGCUUCAUCUAUCAAAGAAAUGAACAAGGAACAUUAUGAACAGAUCAGAAUUGGGAGUUCAAGCCCGUGCCCUAUUUCGUCUCCUGAUUUGAUCUUGAUGGAGUUGAAACAAGCAAAAUUGAGCCUUGGUAAAACUAUAAAUGAUCUUGGGAUGAUUCAAACUUCUGUUGAGUCUCUAAAUAAGAAAAUGAAGAAAGAGAAAACUUUACUUGAAAAGACCAAAGAGAGGCUAACUUCUAAGUUUGCAGGGGUGACAUCUCUAGAGGAGGAGCUAAAACGAGUGAGGGUGAAACCACAGAUUGCCAACAAUACCACCUUUUCACAACAAUGCCAAGCCUGAGCAGUUUAAGAAAAUGGUUGAUCCUGCAAAAAAGUUCCAAGAGGAAUUCCACUGCCAGGAAAUGAUCAAAACAAGCCCUGUAUAAAAACUGCUGAAAUGAGGUGGGUUGCAGCAAAGAAGAUGGAGGAAGCAGCCAGGGCAGCAGAGGCUCUUGCUCUUGUUGAAAUGAAUGCCCUUGUUGGAAUGAAGGGUUUGUCAAGCAAUGAGAACUCAUCAGGAUUUUCCUUGCCAGAGCCUGAGCCAUCACCUCUAACCCCGAAAGUUCAUAGGGCAGAAGAGGUUUCAAAAAGGAAAGUAAUUCAUGCAAUGAACAAGUUUGCUGAAGCAAAUAUCUCCAAACUUUCAAUCCUGAGGAAGCUAGAGGAAGCUUCAGAAGAAGUUAAACAUAGUAAAGAAGCAUUGGAAGAAGCUCUUAAUAGAUUGGAAAUCGCAAACAGGAAGCAACUUGAUGCUGAAGAGGCUCUCAAGAGAUGGAUUCCAGAGCAAGAACAGAACAAACAGGUUGUUUACAAUGCGACCAAGAUCAACAAUUUCCAUCCACCUUAUCCUCAUAAUCAGCAUCAGCAUCCUCCUCGAUCUCCAUUACAUGAUCUGAUGAACAUGCAAAAUCCAACAACGGAUGAUGAACCAAACCCUCUUUUAAGGCCAACAGUUUCAAUGAGGGAUAUCUUGAGCAGGAAACAAAUUACUCCUGAAGAAUGUGCUGUGAGAAGGCCUAAUGAAGGCCACAGUACUGAAAGGCAAAAGGUAGCUUUGAGCCAAAUGCUUCAUGAACUAAAGGAAGAUCUAACAUUAGUUCCUUCAAAACCUGUUCAAAAAGAUCAUGGAGAUAAUGAUCAAAAGCAGUACUUCACCCAGAGGAGAAAGUUUGGGUUCAUCCACAUUUCCCUACCAUUGGCAAAGCAAAGCAGGAAGAAACCACAAGCUCUAAACACAAUGUGAUUCAAUAGGAUAAAUUUGUACUACUAAAUAUUAAUCUGUGGUCAUAUGCUAAUAUUUUUUAUUCUGUUUGCUUCAUUUGUUUGUGUUGCUUUUGGGUGAUUUUUUUUUAUGUUCUUGGCAUCUUUGGAUAUUUGUUUUGAAAUUUGUCUUUGCUGUAAAGGUUUUCUAUAAUUUUGUCCAUGUAUUCUGCAAUCUGCCCUGAAAUAUUGAUGGGAUAGAAUAUCAUGUUUACGAAUGUUAAUGGUUAGGG